GGAUUAAUCUCUCGAUUAGAAAAAUGAAAAGGGAAAGGCAAAGUCCGAAACGUCCAAAACCCCAACUCGCCGCAAGGGAGAAAGCCAUUUACAAGGCAAGCAAGGAAUCGGAUCCCGAUUAAUCAUCCGCCCAAGUGAGUCCACCCGAUUAAUCCACCGCCCCCCGGCGCCGGCCGCGUCAUGCUCCGGCCAUUCCCCUCCUCCAACCGCACCGCCGCCGCCGCCGCCGUCGCCGUCGCCGCCGCCCCCUUCGCCGCCGCGUCGGCGAUGCCCCACCCGUCGUCGUCCUCCCGGUCGGCGGGCGGCGGGCACCACGUGCCGUCGGUCUACCCGCCGCCGCCGUCGUCGUCGUCGUCGUCGGCGUGCAGGCACACGCCGUCGUCGGCGACGCUCGAUCUCCUCAUCCUGCUGCUCGUGCUCUUCUCGGUCGCGUUCCUGCUCGCCUCCUCGCUCGCGCACGUCUCGCGCUCGCUGACCCCGCUGCUCGCCUCGCCCCCGGCCGCCGCGGCGCUCGCCUCCGCGGCGGCCGCGAUGCCCUACCUCGGCGCCGCGGCGGCGCUCGCCGGGGCGACCUUCCUCUCCUGCAGCCGCCUCCCUCGCCGCCGCUGCCGCAACCCGCGGUGCCGGGGCCUCGUGAAGGCGCUCGAGUUCGAUGUCCAGCUCCAGACCGAGGAGGCCGUGCGCGCAGGCACGGGGAGCACCAGUGGCGGCGCCGACGCCGCCAUGUGGCGCGAGAUCGAGGCGCUGCCGUGGAAGGGCGGGCAGGGUGGGAACAACCCGGAUUACGAGUGCCUCCGCGCGGAGCUACGGCGGAUGGCUCCACCAAACGGCCGGGCUGUACUGCUCUUCCGCAACCGGUGUGGAUGUCCCAUUGCUAAGCUGGAGGGCUGGGGUGUUCCAAAGAGCAAGCGCCGAAGCAAGAGGAGCACACUGGGCUUGCCAGCCGAUGGAGGGGUCCGGUGAACAAAAGUCUGUUGGCCCCAAUGGCAACAUUGUUGCUUCAGGCUGCCAUAGGGUGGAAACUGUUCAAAUAAUAUACUUCCAGUGAAAAGAUACACCGAUUACAAGUGGUUGUGCCAUGUUUGUAUUGUAAGGCGGGAUUGGUUGAAAUCUCAAAGAAACACUGAAAAAGAAACAAACAGAUGCAAUAAUAAAAGAACUGUGAAAAGGAAUAAAAACAUUGGAUAUAUUCAUGUCA
Messenger RNA from Oryza sativa Japonica Group (Japanese rice), 1198 nucleotides. RefSeq lists its product as uncharacterized. The record is from RefSeq and is a predicted model, not a curated record. NCBI's taxonomy places the organism in Eukaryota, Viridiplantae, Streptophyta, Magnoliopsida, Poales, Poaceae.